CGCAGCUCUGUAAGUGGACCAAUCAUCUCGUCCCGUGGGAGUGGAGGCAAACCAGGCUCUCAGGAUGCGGGAGGGGUGAGCGCAAAUGAACUAAUGUAGUCCGAUCAAACAUCGAUCGCAAACUCAGUCGUCCACUAAUAUCCUCAGGUCCUUUGAGGGUAAGGUCAAGUUAUCAUGGCUGCUACCUCCCAGUUGUUCAGGUUCAUCCAUGGCAGGAGGUUUGGUCAGAUCCUGCUGCCAGCCAUAACAUGCCAAAACUGUAGCCGGUCUCCUCGUCCAUGCGUCAAUUCAACUCAGCUGCACAGCUCUGAACAAAGAUGGCGGCACCAGGUGCGAGGAUACAGGACCUCACCUGCAUGGCGCACCUACUACUUGACCCCACCUCAGGUUAACAGCAUACUAAAAGCUAAUGAGUACAACUUCAAAGUUCCUGAGUUUGAUGGCAAGAACCUCAGUUCGGUCAUGGGCUUCGACAGCAACCAGCUACCGGCAAAUGCACCCAUCGAGGAUCGCCGAAGUGCAGCAACAUGCUUGCAGACCCGUGGCAUGCUUUACGGUGUAUUUGAUGGCCACGCAGGCUGCGCAUGUGCUCAGGCACUCACCGAGCGCCUCUUCUAUUACAUAGCCGUCUCAUUGCUGCCACAUGAGACGCUGAUGGAGCUGGAGAACGCGGUGGAGAGCGGACGACCUCUUCACCCGAUACUGCAGUGGCACAAGCAUCCCAAUGACUACUUCAGCAAGGAAGCUUCACGGCUCUACUUCUCCAGCUUGCGCACGUAUUGGCAGGAACUGCUGGAUCUGAGCGUUCCUGGGGAGCAACCAGAUGUUGCUGAAGCUCUCGUGACUGCCUUUAAAAGGUUGGACAAUGACAUAUCCCUUGAAGCGCAGGUUGGCGACCCGAAUGCGUUCUUGCACUACUGGGUGCUCCGUGUUGCAUUCUCAGGUGCCACAGCAUGCGUUGCACACAUCGAUGGUAAUGAGCUGCAUAUUGCCAACACUGGAGAUUGCCGGGCAGUCCUGGGUGUACAGGAACCCGAUGGCUCUUUUUCUGCCCUCACGCUCACCAAUGACCACAACGCGCAGAAUGAAUCUGAGAUGAAGCGCGUGCGAUCCGAGCACCCGCUUUCUGAGGCCAAAAGUGUGGUGAAGCAGGAUCGCCUGUUGGGGUUACUCAUGCCAUUUAGGGCCUUUGGAGAUGUUAAAUUCAAGUGGAGCAUUGAACUGCAGCGCCGCGUUCUUGAGUCUGGACCAGACCAGCUCCAUGAGAAUGAGCACGCCAAGUUCAUCCCACCCAACUAUCACACACCACCCUACCUUACGGCGGAACCGGAGGUGACCCGACACCGCCUCCGUCCACAGGAUCGUUUCCUGGUGCUGGGCUCGGACGGGCUGUGGGAAACGCUACACAGGCAGGAGGUGGUGAGGAUUGUGGGUGAGCAUCUCACUGGAGUUCACCAGCAGCAGCCAGUCAGUGUCGGCGGCUAUAAGGUGACCUUGGGUCAGAUGCAGGGAUUGUUGCAGGAGAGGAAAGCUCGCAUCUCCUCCACCUUCGAGGACCAGAAUGCAGCUACGCACCUGAUUCGGCACGCGGUGGGGAAUAACGAGUUCGGGAUGGUGGACCAUGAGAGGUUGUCAAAGAUGUUAAGCUUGCCAGAAGAGUUAGCCCGCAUGUAUAGGGAUGAUAUCACAAUCAUUAUAGUGCAGUUUAACCCACAUGUCAUCGGUGGACAGUAGAAGUGGACACUCUUUCUUUCACAUGUUCUGUUACAUACAUUAUCAAUUCUAAUCUUACGCACAAUCUCAUCACGCUGCAUUAUCAAUAAUAUCAGCACGGCAAAAUGUUACCUAUACCGGUGGAAUGUAUUACUCUGAGUGUAUUUUUAUGUUCAUUUCUACAAUAGGUGAGCGGUGUUGAUUCCCAGUUUUAUGCGGAAUUAAGCCAAAAAGAAAAAAAUAUCCCGAGAUCAUCCCAGACUUAUUUUCACAAUCAGAAUGCAGCACAAAACCAUAAAUCAAGACUGGAAAUGUACUAGUGUAGGUUCAGCGGAUUUUGCACUGAGGAGAGCGUUUAUAUACUGCUUGUGUUGUGCCAAAAUUUGCUUUUAUGUUGUAUGCUUUUAAUUUUUGAAUGAAUGAAAAAGGAAAGUAAAACAAAUGUCAUUUAAAAUGGCAAGUGAGAAAGAAUGAGGAUAGAAAGCAAAAGAUAUGUACUUUUAAGUUGAAGUGCUCUGUAAAUGGGAUAUGUUGAAUAAGAAGAUACCUUAAAGGGACAAUACACCCCAAAGUGUAAAUCCUGUUGUUUUUUCACACUGAUGUAAUUCUAAACCUGUAUGGCUUUGUUCAUGGCUUUCAUUUUAUAUAUAGUAAUAAUGGCUUUUUUGUGUCCUACAUGCAUGUUUAGAACAACAUAGGAGUGAGUACAUUUUCAUUAUUGAGUUCGCUAUCUUAACGUUUUAUGUAGGUUUUAAUGAACCAAACAAGCUGCUAAUGCCACUAAUUAUCCAGGGACAUGAAAGCAGCAGUGUUUUUUUCGUCUUUUUCUUUUUUUAUGCAAAGUAUUUUAUUUUAGUACCAUUUGUAUUCUAUCUCUAUUUGACUGUUAAGUUCUUCUUUUUGUACGGCAUGCCUUAGUAGAUGCAGGUUUUCAUGAAGCACGUCUUGGAGUUCAAGUGUCAUCAAAACAUGGCUUGUGCAACAACUUUAUCUUCUCAUUUCUGUAAAAGUCCUGAUAAAGAGGCCUGUUAUUUUUUUACCUGUACGUGGAAUCAGAGUCAUGGUUUGCAGUAAGGUAGAAGGUCAAUAUUGUAAAGACACUAACGUGUAAAAUGUAAUUAAAGACAUAACUGCUACUGCGCACAAAAGAUUCUCUUGUUACUUUCUUAUUUUUCUUACCUCAGUCCCUCACAGUGAUAUUGUAUUUAUAAUGCUGCUGGCCGUUGCUGAAAUUCCGGUUUGGUUUUCUGAUGUGCGCUGAAUUUCUCUGAAAGGUGAAGGAGAGAUAUUUAAGGAACUAGAGGUUAAUGACACAACAAACCAGAUAUGCUUAUGCUUACGCUUCUUAUAGGACGCAAACGCACCUAUGUGAUUACACUACAGUGGGGAAAUGUGAAUCUGAAGGAUUUUUCAGUUGUGUUUCUAAAGUAAUUAAUUUGGUUUCCAUGUAUUUUUUCAGGUGUCACAACAUUUUUCAAGUGAUUACUGGCCACAGGGUAGAGAUUAGAGUUAAAGUUCAAUGUCACUUUUUUUUUUUUGAGGGUUAUUGAAUAAGGUUAAAACCAUAACUCUGUGAUUGUGCUUUCUUGCCUGUUCUCAGUAUGUUCUCUGCUCUUGCACAAGAACGCAGCUGAUUGCUACAUGAAAUGUUUCGAAUGGUAGUCAAUCAGCAGUGUAAUUAAUGCAAUUCUGUAAUAAAGUUAUAGGCCUGCUAAAGUGUAAAUACACUUUAUACUUGAAGUAAAUGUAUGCUGCAGCUUGUUAGUGUUUAAUAUUUUGCGGCAUGUCACAAAUGUAUUUAACAAUAUUACUGUGUGCAUGACUUCUGCAAGUACUCUUGCCUUUUGUAUUUCAAAUGUUUUAAUAAAAAUGUAACUAAGCAUUA
Puntigrus tetrazona (Sumatra barb) is the source of this 3598-nucleotide messenger RNA. RefSeq names its product pyruvate dehydrogenase phosphatase catalytic subunit 1 (gene pdp1). Gene Ontology annotation, molecular function: cation binding; protein serine/threonine phosphatase activity. Gene Ontology annotation, biological process: protein dephosphorylation. The transcript is spliced from 2 exons. The record is from RefSeq and is a predicted model, not a curated record. Bases 175 to 1734 code for a protein of 519 amino acids. Lineage: Eukaryota; Metazoa; Chordata; Actinopteri; Cypriniformes; Cyprinidae.